AUGGGCUCCCCUCGUUAUUCGGAGCUAGGACUGUCCUUGGGAAUCCUCGAGGAGGACCUACGUUGGUACUGGAAGUUAUUAGCAAGCAUCUCAGCUUGGCUUCUUCUCGCUGGAUUUGUUGUUUUCCCUCUUGCGAUCGAUAACAAUGCGGACGAUAUGCGCGGCGGCCAGUUUGCUUUGGCCGCUACCGGCACAGCCCUCGUCGGCGUUGGCUACCUGGUGUGCGUUGGUUUCUGUUUGCGAUGGAGGAAGAAGCAUUAUUUGGUCGACUUCAUUUUCAUACCGUGCUUCGGAUCGAGCCUUAUAGGCGUCUUUAACGUAGCCUUGAAUAUUUUAGUAAGGCGGCUAACACCCCUCACCGCCCUCUCUAUCGCAGUCAUAACCAUUUCCACCGUUUCUACUGCUGCAUUUGGAGCUGCGGCUAUUUACAACUCUCAUAAUGUUGUUUUCGUACCGCGACGUUACGCCUUCCGGCGGGGACGGAACGGGGAGGUUUCUGUCGAUGACGCAGAACUGCAACGAAGACAGCUUCUGCGACUUUAUUUACAGCAAGAUGCAGACCGGGCACCCAGUCCUGAGGUCACUCAGAGCACCUUCCGCAUCGAUCUCCCUGAUCCGGGCUUAGAUGGAGACGAAGAAUUAACAGUCAAACCGCCAAGAUCACCCUACGAACGCCCUCUACCACCCUCUCCACCACCUGGUUAUGCCCCAGGCAGGAUAAGUAAUCGAUCAUUACCACAUAAUGGGAGUAUUCGAAAAGGCACACCUGGAAGAACGCGACCCCAUCGACAUGAACCGAGAGAAAUGAGACGAUCCAUUGUCGAACUAGGCGAUCUAUAA
Blastomyces gilchristii SLH14081 is the source of this 840-nucleotide messenger RNA. RefSeq lists its product as uncharacterized. The record is from RefSeq and is a predicted model, not a curated record. Bases 1 to 840 code for a protein of 279 amino acids. Lineage: Eukaryota; Fungi; Ascomycota; Eurotiomycetes; Onygenales; Ajellomycetaceae. The transcript is spliced from 3 exons.